This is a messenger RNA of Urocitellus parryii (Arctic ground squirrel), 2689 nucleotides long. It is a transcript of the gene Shcbp1, whose product is annotated as SHC binding and spindle associated 1. NCBI's taxonomy places the organism in Eukaryota, Metazoa, Chordata, Mammalia, Rodentia, Sciuridae. Gene Ontology annotation, biological process: fibroblast growth factor receptor signaling pathway. The record is from RefSeq and is a predicted model, not a curated record.
UGAAAUGGCUGACGGGUUGCCGUCGGGUGGAGGUCUGGGGCUUGGGGCGAUGGCACCAGAGCGCACUAACUGGGCAGCCGAGGAGGAGCCGGAGCCCCUGGAGAAAGGUUUGUUCCAAGAUGAAGAGUCAUGCAGUGAUUGUAGCUACCACGAUAAGCCAGUCACUAGUUUACAAGGUUUUGUGCCAGAAGGAAAAACUCUUUUCCCAGAAAUUUUCCAAACAAGUCAACUUUUGUUCUAUGAACGAUUCAGAGCCUAUCAAGAUUACAUUUUAGCUGACUGCAAGGCCUCUGAAGUAAGGGAAUUCACAGCUGAGUUCUUGGAGAAGGUCCUUGAACCAUCUGGAUGGCGGGCAGUCUGGCACACUAAUGUGUUUGAGGUGCUGGUUGAGGUUACAGAUGUGGACUUUGCAGCCUUGAAGGCAGUUGUGAAGCUUGCUGAACCCUAUGUCUGUGACUCUGAAGUGAACACUUUUACCUUGGAUUGUGUGAAAGAGCUCCUGGAGCUGAAGGAAUGUCGGUUGCCCCUGCAGGAGUUGUGGGUGGUGUUUGAUGGUUCUGGAGUAUUUGACCAGACAGCCCUUGCAAUUGAGCAUGUCAGAUUUUUCUACCAAAACAUUUGGAGGAGUUGGGAUGAAGAAGAGGAGGAUGAGUAUGAUUAUUUUGUCAGAUGUGUUGAACCUCGAUUGAGAUUGUAUUAUGAUAUUCUUGAAGACCGAGUUCCUUCAGGACUUGUUGUUGACUACCGUAAUCUGUUGUCUCAAUGUGAGGAGAGUUACAGGAAAUUUCUAAAUCUGAGAAGCAGUUUGUCAAAUUGUAAUUCUGAUUCUGAGCAGGAAAAUAUCUCCAUGGUGGAAGGAUUAAAAUUGUAUUCGGAGAUUGAACAGUUGAAACAAAAGCUAAAACUCAUUGAGAAUCCUUUGUUGAGAUAUGUGUUUGGUUAUCAGAAGAACUCUAAUAUUCAAGCAAAGGGCAUCCGUCCAAAUGGCCAGAAGAUCACCCAUGUGGUUUCAUCCACCAUGAUGACAGGUCUACUUCGGGCUCUGCUCAGGGACAAGCUUUGUGAAGAGCAUUGCGAGGGGGAAAUAGAAGUUCAGUUCCACAGAGAUCCAUUGUCUGCUAUAAAUGCUUGCUUUGAAGGUGACACUGUUAUUGUUUGUCCUGGUCAUUAUGUGGUACAUGGCACAUUCUCCAUUGCUGAUUCCAUUGAAUUGGAAGGAUAUGGUYUACCAGAUGAUAUUGUGAUAGAAAAGAGAGGCAAAGGAGAUACUUUUGUGGAUUGCACAGGUGYGGAUAUUAAAAUCUCAAACAUAAAAUUUGUUCAGCAUGAUGCUGUAGAAGGAAUCUUAAUCAUUCACCGUGGCAAGACUACAUUGGAAAACUGUGUGUUGCAAUGUGAAACUACAGGAGUCACAGUACGAACAUCAGCUGAAUUUUUAAUGAAGAACUCAGAUUUAUAUGGUGCCAAGGGUGCUGGUAUUGAAAUAUAUCCUGGGAGUAAGUGUAUCCUGAGUGACARUGGGAUCCAUCAUUGCAAGGAGGGGAUCCUCAUUAAGGACUUCUUAGAUGAGCAUUAUGACAUUCCCAAAAUAUCCAUGGUAAAUAAUGUCAUACAUAAUAAUGAAGGUUAUGGUGUUGUUUUGGUGAAGCCUACAAUUUUCUCUGAACUGCAAGACAAUGCCCACGAUGGAAUUGAAGAAAAUAAAGCACUUAAAAUUCAGACAAGUGAAGAGGCAGAUGCAGCUGAAAGAGUGGAUCUAGAAGAGCUGAUUCAGUGUGCAACAGGCAGAAUGGAGCUUUAUGAAAGAACUGACCUUUCUGAGCAAGUUGAGGGUAAUUGUGAAAUUGUAAAUGAACUAGUUGCUGUCUCUACACAAAAAGGCCACAUGAAGAAGAAAAGRUUGAGUGAACUGGGGAUCACACAAGCUGAUGACAACUUAAUGUCACAGGAGAUGUUUGUUGCAAUUGUGGGGAACCAGUUUAAGUGGAAUGGAAAAGGGAGWUUUGGCACUUUUCUUUUCUGACGACAGUGAUGUAGAUAACAAAAUAUUGAAUUUUGCACAUGCUGCUCUAAGAAUCACUGCUGCUCUGUAGUUUGCUUUAUGUUGUAUUUUAUAUUUKAUAUAUUUGAUUGGGCUUGAGUGAAAAGUAGAUUUAUUUCUAUCUGCAGCUAUUGCACAUAAAACACUCUUCAUAAGAAAGGUCGUAAAAACAAAAUAAUUGGAGAUUUCUUAUUUAGAAUGUCUUGUUUUCUUAAACACAUAGUUCUCAUAUUAAGCCUGCUGUGUAGCUUUCUAGUGUGAAUACACUUUAAUCCAGCACUUCAAAGAGGAGGAAGAAAGGUAGGGAAUGCAAGACAGUAUGCACCAAAAUGCAGUAGGUAUCACAUGUGCAGGGUUCUUCUAGAGUUGUCUUUUUAUCCCAAUUACAGUGAGUCUGAUUUCCACACUAUAUUUGCAUAAUACUUGUCUUAAAAUAAAAGCUUUUAUGAUUGGGAAGUUAUCUAACUAAUCAGACUUAUUAUUGAGAAUUUGAGUAGAAUGAAUUUUUAUGUUGAACUAUGCAAUCAUAAAGUCAGCAAUAGAUAACUUAGCAGGUUUAAAGCAGAAACAAAAUGUGUUGUUUGGAGUCAUGUGUUCGUAGAGUAUUUCCAGUACUGAAUGUGAAUGAUUAAAAAGAAAGUCUUUUUC